CUGAACUGUUAUCUUCAGACAUCCAGCUGGAGGAACAGGUGGUAAAAGUGCGUACAGAAGGAGAAAUUAAUAAAGAGAACGAAGAAGAAAUAAUACAAGAAGAGACCAUGUUAGAUACAGAUUCAUCUUCCACUGAGAAGACCACAACAGGCCAGACCCCUAAAUCUGUAAAAGAAAACCCGCUCCAACUGUCGUCCCUCUUCACCGGACAGCUCAGCCCCAAGAAAGAAGCCCUUGAGGAAAAAGACACUCCAGAGCAACCCCAAAGCCCUGCCAAAAGAGGACUUUUUACCGAUCAGUCUAACAAGAAAGAAGUCAAGGGAGACUUCCUAGAACAGCUUACCCAAUUCCUCAGCAAGGGGGAAGGAAAGAGAAAGCAAGAGAGCAUGACAAGCCCCCCACUGUCUCCAAUCAGUCAGGAUCCUGCAGAAAAGCCAGAGACAACUAUAGAGGAGCCAGCCAAUACCCAGUCUGAGGAAACAAACAAAUCUACAAAUGCGGAGAUGGCCCUAGGUGCAUUGAAGUCUUUCUUCACAGUUAAAUCUGCCAAGAAAGACACUUCAAAUCGCAUGGACCUGGACACUGUAAAGAGGAAGAUCAACAGGGACAAAGACGUCCUCAAAGCCUUCUUUGAUAGGAGGAGCUCAAGCAAGUCUCCAGACAACAAAGAAACUACUGAUUCCAAAGCUGAGGUGAGUGAGGAGCACACCCCAAAGCGACUUCAGACUGUUUGGCCUCCACCAAAACCCAAAUACGAAGAGGAAAAGAUUGGUCUAAAAUACACUGAAGCUGAGCAUCAGGCAGCUCUUCUGCAGCUAAAAAGAGAAUGUAAUGAAGAGGUGGAGAAGUUACAGGCCGACUUCAAACUUGAUUUCUUCCGGUUACAAAAGAAGAACGAAGAGGAUCUGUCCAGAUUAGGAUCAACCAUUGCCAGCUUACAAAGAGAGAGAGACGAAGAGAGAGGCAGAGAUCACAGAGAUGUUGCUGUGUCCACUGUCGACAACAUCAAACCACGGGCCUUCCGCUCUGUGUGUAUUCAGACAGAAAGAGAGACUAAGGAAGAUGCCAAGGAAGCCCAGAGCAGGAGUUUUGACCCCCUGCCUAAAAAUGCUGACCUCAACGCAACAAAAAUCUUUACUGGCAAACAAAAGACAGUUCCUCCUCCAGCUCCUCCACCUGUAUCGCUUCAGUUACAGAUGGAUAGCAACAAUACUCCACCCCCUCCUCCUCCUCCUCCUCCUCCUCCUCUUCCAACAGGCCCUUGUAAUCCUAAUGUACCUCCACUUCCUGCUCAGCCACUAGAUAGGCCAGGAAGUGUGCCUCCUCCACCACCUCCACCAAUGACAGGAUGUGGUCUGCCACCACCCGUCCUCCACUCUGUCUCCCCUCCCCCUCCUCCUGGAGUUGGUAUCUUCCCCAGUAAAGCAGCAGACAAUCCUCCUCGCAAGCCGUCAAUGGAGCCAAAAAGUACCCCUCCUCCUGGAGUUGGUAUCUUCCCCAGUAAAGCAGCAGACAAUCCUCCUCGCAAGCCGUCAAUGGAGCCAGUCUGUCCAAUGAAACCACUGUACUGGACACGAAUACAGAUUCAAGAUCACAGGAACAAUAUGCUAUGGAGUUCCCUGGAAGAGCCAGAGAUAAUAAACACCAAUGAGUUUGCGGAACUGUUUGCUAAAGCCACAUCGCCCACCAAAAGAAAGCCCCUAUCCGAAGCCUAUGAGAAGAAAACCAAAGCCAGGAAGGUCAUUAAAUUACUGGAUGGCAAGCGCUCUCAGGCCGUGGGCAUCCUAAUCUCAAGUCUCCAUCUGGAGAUGAAGGACAUCCAGCAAGCUGUUUUGACUCUGGACAAUUCUGUGGUUGACUUGGAUGCUAUUGAAGCCCUGUAUGAAAAUAGAGCUCAGCCUGAGGAGUUAGAGAAGAUUAAGAAACACUAUGAAACCUCAGAUGAGGAGCAGGUCAAACUACUGGACAAGCCUGAACAGUUCCUGUAUGAACUCUCCCAGAUCCCUGAGUUCUCCAGUCGAGUUCACUGUUUAAUUUUUCAGUCGAAGUUCACUGACGCUGUUGCCUCCAUACAGCGCAAGACUGAGAUUAUUCUCCACGUCUGCAAGUAUCUGUUGGAGAAAGACAGUAUGAGGGAGGUGAUGGGACUGGUGCUUGCUCUGGGAAACUACAUGAAUGGAGGCAGCAGAGCUCGAGGACAGGCCGACGGCUUCGGGCUUGAGAUACUUCCCAAACUUAAAGACGUCAAGAGCAGGGAAAACCACAUGAGUUUGUUGGACUACAUUGUUUCCUACUAUCUGCAUCACCUUGAUAAGAAUGCUGGGACUGAAAAGAGCAUCUUUCCUUUGCCCGAACCUCAAGAUGUUUUCCUUUCCUCUCAAGUGAAGUUUGAUGACCUCUCAAAGGACCUGGGGAAGCUGAACAGAGACCUGACAGUUUGUGAAAAGGAUGUCCUAACUGUGUGUACCAACUCAUCUCAUGAGCACAUACAUCCCUUCAAGGAGAAAAUGGAAUCUUUCAAUGCCAACGCACAAACAGAGCUAAUUACUGUGGAACAUCAAGUGAUAUCGGCACGUAAAAGCUUCUCUGACCUAGUGGAGUACUUUGGACUGAAGCCACGUUCCGGAGAGCAAGAGAUUGUGCCUGGCCAUGUUUUCACACUUUGGUUUGAAUUCUGCAAUGAUUUCAAGAUCAGAUGGAAGAGAGAGAACAAGGUCAUAUCCAAACAGAGAAUCAAAGAGGCCCAACAUUCAGUGCGCAACAUGACAGCAGAGAAGAAGAUUGAGACCAGACAGGCACAUGUGAAAGGACUGAAAGAGAGAUUGCGUCUUAAAGAAGCAAGUCUGACCACCAGCUAACCCCCUCUGCCAUUUCCAAAGAGGACCAGAUACAUUUAUAUUUAAGACCCAGGCACUUGCAUUUUUGGCAGGGUCAGAAUGAAGUGCACCUGCUUGUGUGACACUUUUCCACCAGAAUGCAAGUUAGAGGAUGAUAGUCUUUCAGUGUAGUGGAUCCUGUGUAUAACCCAACAACA
This is a messenger RNA of Sinocyclocheilus grahami, 3034 nucleotides long. RefSeq names its product formin-like. The coding region runs from base 108 to 2858 and encodes 916 amino acids. Lineage: Eukaryota; Metazoa; Chordata; Actinopteri; Cypriniformes; Cyprinidae. The transcript is spliced from 18 exons. Gene Ontology annotation, cellular component: cytoskeleton; cytoplasm; actin filament. Gene Ontology annotation, molecular function: actin filament binding; microtubule binding. Gene Ontology annotation, biological process: actin nucleation; cortical actin cytoskeleton organization. The record is from RefSeq and is a predicted model, not a curated record.